AUGAAAUUUUUAUUCGCCCUUCCCGCUUUUCUCCAGGCUUGUACCAAUUGCAAAGAAGUUGGCACUAGAAAUCUUCCGCAGCCAAUUUCGCAAGAGCAAAGAGCUGAAUUGGUGAGAAAUGGAUGGGAAUUGGCUGUUGAUGGUCGAGAUUCAGCAUUCAAAAAACACGAAUUCGCGGAUUUCAACGAAGCUUUUGGCUGCAUGACCCGCGCUGCAUUGAAAGCCGAAGCUAUUGUCCACCACCCAGAAUGGUUCAACGUCUGGAACAAGCUCGAAGUCAUUCUAACCACUCACGACAUUGGAGGACUAUCGGACUUGGACUACGAAAUGGCGCUUUUCAUUGAUUCCUGCUGA
Messenger RNA from Oikopleura dioica, 354 nucleotides. Lineage: Eukaryota; Metazoa; Chordata; Appendicularia; Copelata; Oikopleuridae. The record is from the annotation of a GenBank genome assembly.